GGACUUUGAAAUAUCAAAUUUCUAGCUAUGCAUAUAGAUCAGAUAGAAAAUAAUUUAACUGAUAAAAGAGGAACAAAAAUAAUAGAAAACAUAAGUUUAUGCCAUUAAAUGGGAGACACAUGGAUCUGAACUCAAAAACUAUUUGAAAUUGAGGUCGUUUGAUAACAUGCACCAACUUCAAUAUCAUUUUUAUUUAAAAAAUCAAUCUAAUUAGAAACAAUGUAGAAAUGCCCUCGACGAACAUGAUGUGACCUCAUCAAUGCAAAAUUAAACAGUACGUCACGAUACAAUACGAAAUGACGACAGGAAAUGAUGACAGGAAUAGAAUUACCUAUAUAGACCCUGACGUCCUCGUCAGACAUCAAGAUUAGAAUUAUCAAGGCGAUAUGAAAUUAUAGAAGUGGGUCCUAUGAGUUCAAGAGAUUGCUCCCACCAAAUUCGUUGACGGAGCACUUAGCCCAGCAUAGCACUUAGCUCCGUCCUCGUCAAAUCCAAACUUAGACAGACACCAGGACUAAAAUUAGCAGGCGAUGUGAGAUUAUAAAAGUGGGUCCUCCUCGUCAGAUCCAAACUUAGACAGACACCAGGACUAGAAUUACAAAGCGAUGUGAGAUUAUAAAAGUGAGUCCUCCUCGUCAGAUCCAAACUUAGACAGAAACCAGGACUAGAAUUAUCAGGUGAUAUGAGAUUAUAGAAGUGGGUCCUAUGGGUUAAGAGGUGUCAAAUGUAACAAUCCGACCCGCUAACAAUAAUAAUCCGUUAGGUCCAAACAACUGGCCCGAAAUAUUUAAAUUCAAUUAUUAUAACUAAUAUGCGAGAUCUUAUAUAAACUGAUCGAAAUCAGCAUCCUAUCCGACGUGAAACUAUUGGGAUGUUACAUUACACUCCGUUCACAAAAUAUGUACAUAUAUAUAGUCAAACAUCGAGUGAACCCAAAUUAGAGGAGAUCCAUAUUAUUCUCUACGCACACCAUGUGAAAACGCUGCCUCCCAUCCACUUUUCUCUCUCUCCACUAUUGUAUACUUUUACCGAAGUUAUUAAUUCUCUUAACAAAAAUAUAUAAUAAUACUAUAUUACCAAAGUGGCCCCAAACAUUUCCACUAUGUUUACUUGCCCUAGUUAAAUUAGUUCUCUUUCUUAUAUGCCACUACUGUCACUAUGAAUGAUGUUCACAACUUUGUCCCCCAUCUCCCCCUUCUUCUUUCUCCUCUUCCUCCUCUGAGAGUAUGGUGCAGCUAUAUAUAUAUAUAUAAGAAGCUCGCACGGAAAAAGCAGAAGCAGUAGAGAAGCUGUUUUAGAAAGCUUAAUAUAUUGUUUCGAGAGAGAUCGAUUAAUUAGUUAAGAGUAUAUGGAACCCAUUGUGGUCUCACUAAUCAAAACAGGUGAUUUGAUAUGGAAUGAGGGGUCGCCGAUCGAUUUGACCGACCUAACGGAAUGUUCAGUUUAUCUUCUGAGAGAGAUUCGAAACUUGUUGAUAGUCCCGCUGGUGCGAAUUGUGGUGGUUGUGUGUUUAGUUAUGACGGUGCUGAUACUGGUGGAAAAGCUUUUUGUGGGUGCGGUCGCCUUGGCGGUGAAGAUAUGGAGGCUAAAGCCGGAGAGGCGGUAUAAGUGGCAGCCGAUUGCGCCGGACGAGGAGGAGGGGAGUGCGGCGUACCCGAUGGUGCUCGUUCAGAUCCCAAUGUACAACGAGAGAGAGGUGUAUAAGCUUUCCAUCGGAGCAGCAUGUGGAUUAAAGUGGCCCUCGGAUCGCGUGAUAAUACAAGUAUUGGAUGAUUCAACUGACCCAGAAGUGAAGAGUUUGGUGGAUUUGGAGUGUCAAAAAUGGAAGAGCGAAGGAGUGAACAUAAGAUACGAGGUGCGAGGCAACAGGAAGGGAUACAAAGCUGGCGCCCUGAAAGAAGGAAUGAAGCACGAAUACGUGCAGGAGUGUGAAUACAUUGCCAUGUUCGACGCCGAUUUCCAACCCGAAUCCAAUUUCCUAUUGCGAACUAUACCUUUCCUCAUGCACAACCCGGAAAUAGCACUCGUUCAAGCUCGAUGGAAAUUCGUGAACGCCGACGAAUGCUUGAUGACGAGGUUGCAAGAGAUGUCGCUCGACUACCAUUUCAAGAUCGAACAAGAGGCAGGAUCAUCAUGCUUUGCGUUUUUCGGUUUUAAUGGAACCGCUGGAGUUUGGAGGAUAAAAGCCAUCACAGACGCCGGCGGUUGGAAGGAUCGGACGACGGUGGAAGACAUGGAUCUAGCGGUUCGAGCUGGCCUUCGCGGUUGGAAAUUCGUUUACAUCGGCGACCUUAAAGUUAAAAGUGAGCUACCAAGUACUUUCAAGGCAUUUAGGUACCAGCAACAUAGAUGGUCUUGUGGCCCUGCUAAUUUGUUUAAGAAGAUGGCUGUGGAAAUUAUACAAAGCAAGAAGGUGUCAAUAUGGAAGAAACUCCACAUACUAUAUGACUUCUUCUUUGUCGGUAAAAUUGUGGCUCACACAUUAACCUUCAUCUACUACUGUGUACUGAUUCCAGUUUCCGUGUUUUUUCCCGAAGUGGAGAUCCCUCUCUGGGGUGUGGCUUAUGUUCCCACAAUUAUUACCCUCUGCAAAUCUGUGGGUACACCAAGCUCUUUUCAUCUGGUGAUACUAUGGAUUUUGUUUGAGAAUGUUAUGUCACUGCACCGGACAAAAGCGGCUUUAACUGGUUUGUUGGAUGCUGGGAGAGUCAAUGAGUGGGUGGUCACUGAGAAGUUGGGGGAAGCUCAAAAGACAAAACCAGCUACAACACGAGAAGCAGAUCUGACUAAGAAUCUAUUAGUAGAUACUCAUGAGCAAACAAAUCCAUGCAUUCUCAAACCAAAGAAACAGCAAACUAGGUUUUGGCAUAGGUUCUAUUACUCGGAACUCUCCGUUGGAACCUUCAUGUUGCUUUGUGGGUGCUAUGAUGUUGUAUAUGCUAAAGAAGGAUACUUCAUCUACCUCUUCCUUCAAGGACUCGCAUUUUUAGUAACAGGUUUUGGGUGCAUGGGCACACAUCUCCCUGAUUCUUAACCAAGUUGCGAAUCCAGAUAAAUAAUGGGACUAAGUCGCAAAAUUGCACAUAGCUGCUCCAGCUUCAUAUAAAGAUAUUCUUGUCAUCUUCAUGUAUUUGUAUUUCCCCCUCAAAAGGGAGCCACCAUUAGUUCUUUAUUUCUAGCGGCAAAAAAAGCUCGAUAAAAUAAACAUCUAGUGCAUUUUCAUUUUUGUUAGAAUUUAAAUACUGAGCUACCGAUCGAUGUACCAUGUAAUUAUCAACUUUGAUUCUGAUAUUAUUUGUUGGAGCAUAGAUAAAAUAAUCAAAAGAAGUGGUUUGAAGAGAAAACAAAAUUGGAUUUGUAUUUGUAAAGGUUUAACAAGAGCAUGAGUUUUAAAGUAUCAGCU
This is a messenger RNA of Ananas comosus (pineapple), 3403 nucleotides long. Its product is annotated as probable mannan synthase 11. Gene Ontology annotation, molecular function: mannan synthase activity. Gene Ontology annotation, cellular component: Golgi apparatus. Lineage: Eukaryota; Viridiplantae; Streptophyta; Magnoliopsida; Poales; Bromeliaceae. Bases 1349 to 3034 code for a protein of 561 amino acids. The transcript is spliced from 10 exons. The record is from RefSeq and is a predicted model, not a curated record.